GCUGGGACAUACCCGGUUUCUCUGCAGUGUAGUAGUGAGGAGGAGCAGCUCCAGAAUUGUAAGCCAACUUUUUCUGGUGUUUGCAUGGAUGCACAGUUUCUCUAAACUUUUUUUUAAAAACAUAUUUAAGGUUUUAAGAGCGACCACCAUGAACACAAACUUUAGAUUAUAAGGAUAGACUGAACAUAUAAAACCUUCUGCGGAAGGAAAUCCAAAACUUGGAAAAGCUGCUUUUUUGUGUGUGAGAGACAGAGUCUGGGGCUGGGAUACCACCGCUGCUACUGCUGCUCGGGUGUCUGGGCUGAAGGGGAGAAUCUCAGUGAGGCUUCACAGGAUGGCAGAGUUCAAAAGGAGAUGAAAAGAGGAGAGCAAAGGAGGUCUGUGUGCGGAACUUGAGAGCUGCAGAAGUGAUUUGGUCCUGGGCUCUGUCUGCACUCUCGGACUGGAGCUGACAAUGAAGAUGAACAUGCAGUGCAGAUGGAUUGGUCAAGACAAAGAUACAGAGCUUCCUGUUUGUGUCUGAUGGAUUACAGUGUUUUUUAUGAGCUGCUGACAUGAAUUCAGAGGCUGGUGAGAUGUGGGAGUGCUCAUCUUCAGGAGAAAUCUGAGACCUGGAUGAGCCUUCAAGCACGCACCCUCUACCCCUACCCCAUGUCACAUCUUUCCCUGAAUUAUGGAAAUUUUGUGGAAGACGCUGACUUGGACACUGAGCCUGGUGGUGAUGACUGCUUCUGAAUUUCAAAGUUUCAACAAACUCUCACACAACUCCCAAGAGGAGUUCCUGUCCUACCUGCAGCACUACCAGUUGACUGUCCCGGUGCAGGUGGAUGAGAAUGGAGAGUUCCUGAGCUACACUGUGAAGCACCACCGGCCAGGCCGACGGAGACGGGGGGCGGUGGAUCCGAUGAUGGGAGCCCAGCCCGCGUUAGACCCACUGGAGCCCCGACUGUUCUACAGACUGUCAGCCUAUGGAAAGCACUUUCACUUAAACCUGACUCUCAACCCCCACUUGGUGUCAAAACAUUUUACAGUGGAGUACUGGGGUAAAGAAGGGCUGGAGUGGCGGCAUAAUAUGGUAGAUAACUGUCACUAUAUUGGAUUCUUGCAAAAUCAGCACAGUACAACUAGAGUGGCACUCAGCAACUGCAAAGGCCUGCACGGUGUUAUUACAACAGAGGAAGAACAGUAUUUAAUAGAGCCUUUAAAGAACAUAUCCUCAACCACCUCUGGUGAAUGGAACCUGGAAGAAGCACAGCAGCAUGUUAUUUAUAAAAUGUCUGCCAUUCCCUCACCACAAGAGCAUAGCCAGGAGUUCAGCUGUGGCAUUUCAGACCUCAUUAAAACCAGUGCACCUUGCCAGCUUAGCACGCCUUCGCCCCAAAACUACAGCAAGCUGUCAAACAGCACCCACAGACAGAAGCGAUCCAUCAGCACUGAGCGCUUUGUGGAGACGCUUGUGGUUGCUGAUAAAAUGAUGGUCGGUUACCACGGACGCAAAGACAUUGAGCACUACAUCCUGUCCGUAAUGAAUAUUGUUGCCAAACUUUACCGUGAUGCCAGCCUAGGAAAUGUUGUGAACAUUAUUGUGACCCGGCUGAUUGUUCUGACUGAAGAUCAGCCAAAUCUGGAAAUUAAUCAUCAUGCUGACAAGUCUCUGGACAGUUUCUGUAAGUGGCAGAAGUCCAUCCUGUCUCAUCACAGCAAUGGAAACAGUAUUCCAGAGAAUGGGAUGGCUCAUCAUGACAAUGCUGUCCUAAUCACCCGGUAUGACAUCUGCACCUACAAGAACAAACCUUGUGGUACCUUAGGUCUGGCCUCAGUGGCUGGAAUGUGUGAGCCAGAGAGGAGCUGCAGCAUCAAUGAAGACAUCGGCCUCGGUUCUGCUUUCACCAUUGCGCACGAGAUUGGCCACAAUUUUGGGAUGAACCAUGAUGGGAUUGGGAAUUCUUGCGGUACCAAAGGUCACGAGACAGCCAAACUGAUGGCUGCUCAUAUAACAGCCAACACCAACCCUUUCUCCUGGUCUGCCUGCAGCAAAGACUACAUCACCAGCUUUCUUGACUCAGGUCGGGGGACGUGUCUGGACAAUGAACCUCUGAAACGAGACUUCCUGUACCCAACAGUGGCCCCGGGGCAGGUGUAUGAUGCAGAUGAGCAGUGUCGCUUCCAGUAUGGAACCUCUUCACGCCAGUGCAAGUAUGGGGAAGUGUGUAGAGAGCUCUGGUGCCUUAGCAAAAGCAACCGUUGUGUAACUAACAGUAUUCCUGCUGCAGAGGGGACCCUGUGCCAGACAGGCAACAUUGAGAAAGGGUGGUGCUACCAGGGGGAGUGCGUUGCGUUUGGUACCUGGCCUCAGAGUGUGGAUGGAGGCUGGGGGCCAUGGUCCAUUUGGGGGGAGUGCAGCAGGACCUGUGGGGGCGGUGUAUCCUCCUCCAUGAGGCACUGUGACAGCCCAGCCCCAUCUGGAGGAGGCAAGUACUGUCUCGGAGAGAGGAAACGAUACAGAUCCUGUAACACUAACGCGUGCCCUGUAGGAUCUCGUGAUUUCCGAGAGAAGCAGUGCGCUGAUUUUGACAACUCCCCUUUCCGCGGGAAGUACUACAACUGGAAGCCUUACACUGGGGGUGGUGUGAAGCCCUGUGCGCUGAACUGCUUGGCAGAAGGCUAUAACUUCUACACUGAGCGGUCUCCUGCUGUCAUAGAUGGCACCCAAUGUCAGGCUGACUCGCUGGACAUUUGCAUUAAUGGAGAGUGUAAGCAUGUUGGCUGUGACAACAUACUCGGCUCAGAUGCCAAAGAAGACAGAUGCCGUGUGUGUGGAGGGGAUGGCAGCACCUGCGAGGCCACAGAGGGACUCUUUAACAAGUCUCUACCCAGAGGAGGCUACAUGGAGGUGGUUCAAAUCCCAAAAGGUUCUGUUCACAUAGAAAUCAAAGAAGUGACUAUGUCAAAGAACUAUAUUGCUUUGAAAUCUGAAGGGGAUGAUUAUUACAUCAAUGGAGCGUGGACUAUUGACUGGCCCAGGAAGUUUGACAUUGCAGGGACAGCCUUCCACUACAAGAGACCCUCUGAUGAACCAGAGUCUUUAGAAGCGUUGGGUGCUACCACUGAAAAUCUGGUUGUCAUGGUCCUCCUUCAAGAGCAGAACCUUGGAAUACACUACAAGUUCAACGUCCCCAUCCAGCGCACAGGGAGUGGUGAUAAUGAGGUGGGCUUCUCCUGGCACCACCUGCCCUGGUCUGAAUGCUCAGCUACCUGUGCCGGAGGUUCUCAGAAGCAGGAGUUAGUCUGUAAAAGGCUGGACGACAACUCAGUGGUACAGAACAACUACUGUGACCCAGACAGCAAACCUCCAGAAAACCAGAGAGACUGCAAUACUGAGCCGUGUCCUCCAGAAUGGUUUAUUGGCGACUGGUCAGAGUGUCCAAAGACGUGCGAUGGCGGGAUAAGGACGAGGACAGUCCUCUGUAUCAGGAAGAUUGGUCCCGCUGAGGAGGAGACACUGGAGGACACUCACUGUUUGACUCAUCGGCCUAUCGAGAGAGAGUCCUGCAACAACCAGUCCUGUCCUCCAAAGUGGGUCACCCUGGAUUGGUCUGAGUGCACACCUAAAUGUGGUCCUGGCUUUAAGCACCGCAUUGCCUUGUGUAAGAGCAGCGACCUCACCAAGACCUUUCCGCCUGCCCGCUGCUCGAUCCAUAACAAACCUCAAGUCCGAAUGCGCUGCACUUUAGGGCGCUGUCCUCCUCCCCGCUGGAUCCCUGGUGAAUGGGGACAGUGUUCAGCACAGUGUGGUCUGGGCCAGCAGAUGAGGACGGUACAGUGUCUGUCCUACACAGGACAGCCAUCGAAUGACUGCGCAGAGUCCCUCCGACCAGCCACCAUGCAGCAGUGUGAGAGCAAGUGCGAUGCCACCCCGAUCUCCAGUGGUGAUGAAUGCAAAGAUGUAAACAAAGUGGCUUAUUGCCCGCUGGUACUGAAGUUCAAGUUCUGCAGUCGAGCGUACUUCAGACAGAUGUGCUGCAAGACAUGCCAGGGGCACUGACCCUUUGAAUACAAGAGCGAGACAAGAAGAUGGCCAUAAAGGCAAGAAAGAUGGAGGGAUACAGUGCUUAAGAGGGUGAGAAGAAAACAGCAGACUGGAAAAUGCAUCCCGACUCUGAACCAGUGGAAGAAUGAAAAAGUUGUCAAUGUUGAAGACGGGAGAAAAGUGAGGAUUUCCCUGUUUAUCACACCCCAUACUCCUGCCCUCUGUCGUGGUGGAAUCUAAACCACUGCUCAGCCCAUAAUGCUGACACAAACAUUAUUUUUUUGUUUUUUACAUUUUCACUUCUGUGAAGUGGAACUCGGAAGAUUAACUGUUGGUGAUGUUAUCUUUUAUUAUAAUAAUAAUUAUUAAUAUCAUUGUUAGUCUUCCUCAGUGUUUGUUUUUUUUACGAAUCCAAAGUGCUGGACACAUCGCUCACAGAGGAUGUACCCCGGAGAUUAGAAGAGGGGGGAUGGGAGACUCCUGUCUUUGGGAUGACUGUGAUGGUGCUAAUGGCAGAGCAGACUUCUGGCUUCGGUGCACUUUUUUCAUGUAAAUACCAAUUUACUGCUCAAAUGCAACAGAGAAUCCCUGUUGGUGUACUGUAUAUUUAUUGUACAAUCCAAAACAGAGCUGAUAUAUUGUCCUCUGAUCAUCUUUUUGCCAGAUAGUAGCCUACUGUUAUGGAAGGGAAUGUAAUGUGAUUGAAUUCAUAUUCAGUUUCUUUGUGCUUGAGUGAAAAUAUUACAUACUGUAACAUAUGUUAAACCCUUGUAUACUGUAAGGAUUUGUAUAUUAUAUAUAUAUGUUAAUCCAGGGCCAAAAAAUACACCGUGGUUAUUGGAGAUUUUUAAAUCCCCCCCCCCCCCCCCCCCCCAGCUGGGUGCCUUAGUUCUUAACAGUCAGGUAAAAGUUCACCCAAAAUCACCAAAGUCAUCUUUUCAAAUGGUGCCUACGCCACAUGAAAAAUUAGUGACCAGACCUUUACCUAGCAUCUUACUGAGUUUAGUAGUAAAGGAUUUAUAUGUUUUGUUCAUCUGAGUCAAAGUGCAGUCACCAUUACAUACUCUCUUUAAGGAUCUUUUUGAGGUAAACUAAUAGCCCCGCAGUUUGCAAAAUGGCCUUCUUACCAAUGAUUACAUGAAAAGAUUGAUGUAUGAGGUCUGGGCAAGACGAUUGUUAGCUCAGGCCUCAGUCACACUUUCAUACUGGCAACACAAAUAGAGUGAUCCUCAGCAAACCUCCUUGUGAUUGCUUUAGUUGCUAGCAGAUUCCUGUGGUCACCUGUAGUUUGCAUGAAAAAUGCCAACUUGUCUGCAGACAUUUAUUUCUUGACCUUUAAUGACAUUUUAAUUAGUUUACAUUUGCUUUUAAAGAAUAAGUUGUGUCUUACUGCUGCAACCUACAUAUUUUGGAAUGUGUAACUUUUACUUUGAAAGCAAAUGUUUAGGUUACACUUACCAUUUCACUAUCGCUUGGUAAGUCCGCUUCUUCCAUGCAAAAAAACAGCUGAACAUGGAAAUCUGCCAGUGUCCAAAGCAAUUUCAGAGAAUUUUUUUGUCCAGCACCCUCUCAGCGACCAAUUUAUGCUAGUGACUGCCAGCAACCUCCAGCAAUCAGUUGCCAAACAGUCGUAAAAUACACACGGGGGUUGGCAGGAGGUCAUUAACUGGUCUGCACACUAGUGUGCACAGCUGUUUGACUAAGACCUUAGGAAAAGUGGAGGGAAAAUGCUGAUUAGCUAGGGUGACAUGAAUCAACCUAUUAGCACAUCUAAAGCUCACCAAUUUACAAUUAACAUUUAAUGUAAAAAAAAGAAGAAAAAAAAAGGAUCAUUAAAAGUCACCAUUUAAAUGUAAAUUACGACAUAAAUCAUUAAGUGUUUAUAAUGUUGCUUUUGUAUUUAGUACAAAACCAGCUCCAUAUAAAUGCCGUAUGAAGACCAGUUCAGCAACAGCUAACAUAUCUGUUUAAUUUAGCUCUGUGAUCUUUAAAUAAGCAGUACUGUAUCUGCUUGAAGCCACCAAUGCAAGCAAAGACUUAAUUUGAAGAUUUGGUUGUCAAUAUUGUUGAACACUUCUGGCUUUAUGGGAGGUUAAACACAGGACUACUUGUGACCUGGAGUCCCUACUGGCUGCCUGACUUGUGAAGCUGAUGCUUUAAAGGGGACUAAUGAACUAAAUGUAGCCUAUCCAUUCAUUCUCAUCAAAGAUGCUUGCUGGCACAUAAUAAAACCAACUAGGCAUUUUGGAGCUGGGUAUGUGCAUCAGAAACUGAAACUGAAAAACAUACUUUUAAAAAUUGUUCUAAUGAAAAAACAACCCCCCCCCCCCAAAAAAAAUGGGAGGUGAUAUAGGACAAAAUUAAGAUUUAGAGUGUUUAAGAAAGCAACCUUCCAGCCUUUUGGACUAAGUUAACAUGUGGGAUUAUUCACAGGGAAGUGAACAGACCUGUUUCACAAAUAUUGAGAUAUUGCUGUUAAAUAUACAUGCAAACACCACUUUUGUUGCCAGGCUAUGUAAGCGGGCGUCACUCUGCUGCUCACAGACACCACAUUCUGCCUCCUACCCCCAUCAUGUUCAUCAUCAUCAUCAUCAUCAUCAUCAUCAUCAUCAUCAUCAUCAUCAUCAUCUUUGUCCCAUAAAUGAAUAAAAAAACAAAACAAAAACAGCAUACUCAGUGGUGCUUGCCCUGCUCUUGUAUUUUUUUUUUUUUAAUUUCCAAGAAAUACUGUGUUUACCUCUCUUUCCUCCUGCUAUGCUUCGAGGCUUGCAGCCUUCCCAGGCUUCUGGUGCUAUCAAGUGGGUGCUUCCAUUCAAACCCGUUCCAGUGUGCUAAUAAGAAAAGAAAAGUGAGGCUGGAUCCAAACAGUAUGAAAAAAAUAUAUAUAUACUUGUCAAAAUUUCUGUUGAUUUAAUGCUGGUCAUGUUAUCGUUUAGUUUGUAUCUGUCUAUACCUCACACUGGGAAUUUUCAUUGUCAACUGUGUAUUGUUGCUUGUGCAGCCAACAAAACAGUCACACCCCCGGACGAAAGCGAUCACUUCACCCAGGUGACGUUUGGGUUGUGAAAGGGGAACAGCAAUUAAAGUGUGUAAGGAUCUUGUCAGAGCUGUUAAAACCGACGUUAUAAUUUUGCUGCUGCUACGUUUUUUUUGUUUUGUUUUGUAGCCACCUUCAGAAUGACAGUGCUGAGCAGAUUUUGUUGGAAAGGAUGGUGGAUGCUGCAUUCAAAGACAGCAGAAUUCAAACUGCUUGAACUGACUCAUCUACUGGCUGUGGGAUUAAGAAGCUCCAUUUUAAAAAAAAGAAAAAGAAAAGACAACUUAAUCAAACUGGUACUCGUUGCUGUGAACUUGGAUAUUUGAAUGUCACAUUGCUUCAAAACGUAUCUGAAGUGCAAGCGAAAUGAAAAGCAUCAUGUGAUUAGCUGCAUAUAUUUUGUAUUCAGUAUUAUUGUUGGUACACUGUUACUAAUUUUUUUUCAAAUGUAAAUUAUAUGCUAAUUUAUUGCAUUGUCACUUGUACAUUGAUUUCACUGCAUGCAAACUGAAAUUUAGCAUAGUGAAAAAAAAAUGCCGUGAUACGGCCCUUCACCAACUUUUUUUUAAGUAGAUAAAUGAAUAAAAAGAGCAGCUUUUAAACAGAA
Oreochromis niloticus (Nile tilapia) is the source of this 7674-nucleotide messenger RNA. It is a transcript of the gene adamts6, whose product is annotated as ADAM metallopeptidase with thrombospondin type 1 motif, 6. Bases 674 to 4045 code for a protein of 1123 amino acids. The transcript is spliced from 26 exons. Gene Ontology annotation, molecular function: metalloendopeptidase activity. Gene Ontology annotation, cellular component: extracellular matrix. The record is from RefSeq and is a predicted model, not a curated record. Gene Ontology annotation, biological process: proteolysis; extracellular matrix organization. NCBI's taxonomy places the organism in Eukaryota, Metazoa, Chordata, Actinopteri, Cichliformes, Cichlidae.